This is a messenger RNA of Phytophthora nicotianae INRA-310, 1336 nucleotides long. RefSeq lists its product as hypothetical. The record is from RefSeq and is a predicted model, not a curated record. Lineage: Eukaryota; Oomycota; Peronosporomycetes; Peronosporales; Peronosporaceae. The transcript has a single exon. The coding region runs from base 23 to 1207 and encodes 394 amino acids.
GUGAUCACAUCAGCGUCAAGUCAUGGUAACAGAAGCAUCAGUCCCGGAGAUCCACGCCUGGGCCGACUCGAUAAUGCAAGAAUGGUCCAAGCAGGUCAAGCUGGACUGGAAGCGAGAGAAGCGCCGAGAAGGCAUGGCACGGCUGCGAAACCACAGGAGGGGCGAGCUUCAGUCCAUGCUGAAUGAGCGAGCACAUCUCGAGUUGCAGUACAAACAGCAACUCGCACACUUGCACCGUGAGUCCAGCGAAAGCGAACUGAGUCAGACCCUGCGUCGGCUGAUUCUCGAAAGCGACAUUCUUCGUGCCGAAUACGCCCAACAUCGGAUGAAACUCCAGCAACAUAAACGUCUGCAUUCACUCACUCAGGAAAACCUAAACGGCUUCCACCCCGAGUUCCACGAUUCCAGCAAUGAAAACGUGUACGGAGCGAGCGAGAAGUCACAGUGGGUAUCACACCCCUACUCAUCGGAGACAGGUUGGCGUGUGCAUUUUCAUCGUGGCGAACCUUCCUUUUACUUCCAUCCCUUUACACAAGACCACUUUGACGAUGUUAUCGAGCGAACGGUGGAUAUUUUCGGAGAAAACCCGCCGUAUAUUAAACAAGUUGGAACGCUAUUCGGCUGGAAUUUGCAUUGCGCUUCACCAACUCGAAGGGAAGACAAAUCGAUCGUCAGUCAUGCGAGAUUUACCAUUCGUUUCGCCUGUUCGCUAGACGAAAUGAACAUGACGUUAGUGAGGACAAAAAUGACCGCGCUUCCACUGCUCGCUACACCUCCAAAUUGGAAUCGCAACCAGCGCGACCAAGUGAGUAUCCAAGUCCUUCAGGAAUUCGAGAAAGAUGCGUACGUGCUAGUGUGCAACAUCCCGGGCCCGGUACAUCUUCGCUACCUUUACUUUCUACGUCGUUUGACUCGUACCUUGCCGAAUGGGAAGCGCAAAGUUCUCUAUGUCAUGAUUAUUGCUAGCAGCAAGGCCAACGAGCGCACUCGUUUAGCUGAAGAUCCGCAAGACGAUGUCGAAUGGGUAAGUGAAGGAGGCACAUUCCUAUCACUGACAGAGGUUGAUGAUGGAACUGUAAGCUUCAGCUACGACCACUGGACAAGUUGCAAGGAUGAUCAUCAUGCUCAAAGCCUUUUCUUUCAAUGGGCUCAGUUCAUCUCCCGAUGGUCACAAUCGGUAAUGCCGCCCCGGCUUCUGGAAUGUUAGAAACUAGAUUGCGGAUGAAAUGAUUGCUAUAUUUUGCAAUUGCCAUUCCCGGAUGUCAAGAAAAUAUAUGUCUGGUAAUUAUUAAAUAGAGUCUCAUCUACGCCUACUAAUUAACACUUACGGGAUGAC